CAAAAAUUGAGUCAAAUCGUUGAAUCAGACCAAACCGCUUUGAAUCGAACUGGAAUGGCUAGAAACCGCCUUACCUUCUUUCUUUUUCCUCUCUUCUUUUUCUUCCGCGAGGCAGGCGCGACUCCUCCCUUCUUCCAGUUUCUGGCCAUCGCUCAACGAGAGCGAGGUGGCGAUCGACUUCCCUGGAGUCGCUGGUCCAUUUUCCGGCCUCCUUCCGCGCUAGCAGAGCCUCCAAUGGCGCGAAACGAGACUGUCUCCAUCGAUAGUUCUCGUUCUUCGCUCUCCGGCGAUGCCAAGCGACUCCGGCCACGUGAAGCUUCAAGGUGUGCGAGGCUUGCACCUUCUCAGAUAAGUGUCAUCCAUUGUGAUUCUCAUGGUGGAAUUGUUAGGUGCACUUGAUCAAAUACGAGAAGAACGGAGAAGCAUGAAGAUCAUAUGACUAUACAUGAUGGAGUUGUCAUCUAUUUAUAAAAAUAUUGUAUUCUAUCUAUCAAUAUCCCAUAUCCCACUUGAGCAAGACUUAAAAUUUUAUAAGAAAAUUAAUUACCAAGUUAGCUAACUCCUACAUACCAAGAUAUAAUCUAGUGGUACGUGCAUAUACAAUUUAGUAAUAGAUCUGUUGGGAUAUCCUCCCAAGUCCCACACCGAAUAAAAAUGAGAAGAGGAAUCAAAAUAUAAUGGUUCAAACCCAAUCCAUUAGUAUGAGGCCUUUUGGGAGGUGCCCAAAAACAAAUCCGUGAGAGCUUGACCCAAAGCGGACAAUAUCAUACUAAUUUGGGGUUGGAUGAGAGUACGCGCGGUCGCAACAAG
Molecule: messenger RNA, 810 nt
Organism: Jatropha curcas
Lineage: Eukaryota; Viridiplantae; Streptophyta; Magnoliopsida; Malpighiales; Euphorbiaceae
Source: RefSeq, a predicted model, not a curated record